AUGGCUCUGAUGAUUGAGCUAGCCAAGGAGAGGUGUAAAAUAUGUUGUACUAAGUUGUAGAUCGUAAACACGUGCAGUUGCUUAGACGCUUUAGAAAACACAAAACCAUCUUGAUGCACGUAAGUUUAAUCGUCUGCGGAACAGAAAUUGGUUCACUUUGGGUUAAUUGUAACUCAUUUUCUCCGGUUGAAGCAUUGUUCCAAAACUUAUUCUAUUUAUAUUGAACUAUUGGGAAAACAGAUAAUACUUUGCGUUGUUAUAUAUUUAAUUACUCAACUGCAAAAAAACACACGUUGCUUUGUUUAACUGUUUCAUGGUGACUAAAGGUAUGUUUUAGUGCGUGUUGAGUUGUGUGAAAACUGCACAUUGGAGAAGAUAAAUGCACAUGUAUUGUCAGUGUAAAUUUCAUUUGCAGAUUUUAUUUCGGAAAACAAUAGAUAUUGUAAACAUUUCUUUCUUAUUCGGGGAAAACAAGUACAACUUCCUUUCUUAAAAAUGAAUUUAAAAAGCUAGAAGAUUUUUUGUGUGUCAACCUUUUUUCAUUUUCUUUUAAUUAUUUAGCCUGUUGGAAAUCUGAUUUAUUUCCCCACCCCUGACACACCUCCAAAUUUUGUUUUCUUUUCCACAGUCAUGUACAAUACAGUUGUAGCUAAGGAAAAGCUUAGCAGGCCUUUUUAUAAGUCAACCCAGCUUUUUUACUCAACUGCACCUUCAAAAUUACUCCCUGCCAAUAGCCGGCUCUUAGCUGCAUGCCUGACAAUGGUACCAGAUUAUGGCUCAGACAAUAUUUAUAGGGAGUAAGGACAACGUUUCUGCAAAUGCUGAUCUUUUGUGAUCAUUAAUGUUACUUCCAAGACCUUUUUGUUUCUUCAGGCAUUUAUGUUUCAAUAAUAGGAUGGAUAAUACCGUUGAUUUUGGCAUUAAAAUGGACAAGACAUCUUCUGUCGGAAAGAAAAUGACAUACAGUUAUAGCUUUGCUGAAGGUUAUUAAGUUACCACAAUACUUGUGUUACCUGUAUUUGUCUAUGACUCAGAUCCUGCACUGAAAUGUUCCUGAGAGCUGGCCUUAGUGUGGCCAGAAGAUUCCAUGGACAGUCGUUAGCUGGUAUGUAAAUUUUAUGGGAGAGCGCAUUCAUGCAUAUAUGGUAGUGAAAGUAAUUUGGGCAAAGAGUCUGUGUGAAGUUUUUGUUAAGUAAAACAACAGAGGCCACUCAAAGAAACAGGGUUGCCGUUUCCACUCCUACAGCUUGUGCCCUUAUAAUUUUUUAUUGUGGCAGUGCCUCAAAUACUUAAGUUUGUGCCUUAAAAUUUCCUGGUUGUGGUGGUUGUGCACUAACCAGAACCACACCCUCUUCAAGUCUAUCCAGAAACGUGCCAGGUAUAUUUUUUACAUGAAAUUUGUCUCUGAUAUCUCAGAUUAAAUUUUAUUUUGUGGAACAGUGAAAAGCAAAAACUGCCGAGGAGGUUCAUUUGAACAGUAAACACCACCUUAUUUCUGCAAUGAUUCUGUUACUAUAUAAAUUAUUUCCAUGAUAGUGUCAUUUUACUAGUCUACUUUGAUAAGAAUCUUUUUCAUUUUUCCUUUCAUUUUUGAUAAGUCCAGUGAGGUUUAAGUAACAAAAGCCCAAAUACAACAACUGUAAUUUGCUCAAGAAAGCAUUGGUUUAUGGUCAAACAUGCAGUAGUUAAAUUAUGUCAUCGUGCAAAUGGCCCAUUAGGUUGCACUGUUGCUGGGUAAGUUACACAAGAAGCCUUUUGUACAAUCACCUAAAUAAUGACUAAAAAUUAUUUGACUGUCUUCCAGGAACCAAGAGUGUAUUAGGUAGCUAUGGAAGAAUCACUUGUUCACCAAAGUGUUCCACUUUUAAGGUACCGUCAACUUAUUUACUAAAAGUUUAAGUGAGUUAUGCUAAAGAUAUUUUUUAUUUCAUCGUAGGGGUGACUAUUGAGGAAAGUUUAACUAUUGCAAUAAUUUGUAUUGCAAUAGGCAAUAGGGAUAUUGCGAUAGUAUUGCGAUCGAUAGUGGAGGUUCUAUUGCAAUACUAUAUUGCGAUAGUUUUCAGGAAUAUCUGUUUUCACUUAAUGCCUUAUAGUUUAAGAAAAUUGAUAACUAAGAAGUGGUGGUCAAACAAUACAGGUACUAUGCGGUUGAAGAAUCAAGACGUUAAAACAUUCUAAGUAUAGGACUGUAGAUUGUUCUCAGUUUCUUAUUUACUGUUAUUGUGACCUUAAGAAUCAAAAUGGGUAAAACAGGUGCCUUUAUUUUCCACAAAAGUCAAAAUUUUAGAAGUAUAGAAACUAUCAAAACUAUUGAUAGUUGGCUACACUAUGGCGAUUGUUAUCAAUGUUUCAUUUUUGCUAUCGAUCUAUCUCUAUCACAGCAUUAAUAUCACGAUUAAUUGAUAGUUCGAUGGAUUGUUACAGCCUUGUUUCAUUGUUAGUAAUAUUACACUAUACACAAUAAAUCAUAAGCAGAAUGGUCAGGAAUUGCUCUGUUGCCUUGAUGAAGAGGAUACUGCAUGAUGUGUUGAAUAACUCUCAGUUAAACUGUGUGUUAAUUUUUGUCUUAAGGAUCCUCAUUUCUACCCUAAACUUCUGGCUGGAACAGUAAGAUUUUGCGCCAAUGAGGCUAAAGGUAACCAACCCUGUCCUGGCUUAAUAGUUAUGUUUGAUUUUCAAUUACAUUUGCAUUUUUAUGUUGGCUUGCAGUUCAGUCUGCCAUAUUAAGACAGAAUCCAUCAGGAAAUUGAGUAAUUUUGAUUUUCAGUGACAAAAAUCUUGUACCACAAUAAUUUAAACAAUAUCGCAUACUUUUUUUACUUUUUUCAAGCAGUAUAGGUAUAAUGUUAUUUGUAAUAACACCAAAGACUAUUUGUCAUCGGAGCCUAAGAAAGUAAACGUCAAAUUUUGCAAGAAUUGUGAAAACACAGGUAAAAUUCUAAAAAUUUCAUGUGUAAGAUGUCAUUUUGUGAAAUUUGACAUUAAUAUUAUUUUCUUGGGCUCUCAUAAGAAAUUUUCUUUGGUGUUAUUACAGGUAACUAAUAAAUAUUACAUCUAUAGCCCUUGAUUUGAUGUUGUUUAUAUUAUUCUGGUACAAGGUUUUUGUCUACUGAAAACUAAAAUUACUCAAUUUCCUGAUGGAUUCCAUCUCAAACAUUAUAGAACUCUAUAUAAGUCCAAAGAAUUGAAGUAGUCGGUUUACAUGUUUUUUUUUCUAGCCUACGUCGCAGAAGUAAUCUACAGGUUUUAACCCUGGCUUUUAACCUCUGUGAAGCUUCACCAAGAUCCUUGUUCUGGAUUUCCCAAUGGACUCAAAAAAUACCAGAGGUGUACUUUGAAUUUUCCUCCAACCUGUUUGACCAGUCAAAUAUGUGUGGCACACAGUUGGGGGACCCAGAACAAGAAUGUUGGCGCUGGCUCACAGGUGGACUUGUUUCAUCUGUGGUGCAGGUUAAUAUUUUCUGGAUCCACUCACUAUGAUUGAUAUUUUAUUGUUUUGUACUUUGAUGUAAUUAACACAGAUAAAUCUGCACCAGAGACAUUGACCGGUGUGCCGUAUGAUAAGCUUACAAUUGGUGUUCCAAAAGAAAUCCAUGAAGGAGAGCGACGAGUUGCCCUUUCCCCUGAAGCUGCUAAGCAGCUGACGAAAGAAGGAUUUAAAGUCGUUGUCGAAGCAGGGGCUGGAGCAGGAGCCAAGUUUCUUGAUUCUGACUACAUUGCAGCUGGAGCUGAAGUGAAGACAGUAAAAGAUGCUUUAGGAUCGGAUAUUGUCUUCAAGGUGAGUGUGGAAACAAACAGUGUCAUUGAUUCAUGCUCAUUGUAGCCCAUACUCAUCUCUUUAGCUCGGUUUCCAAAAAAAGCUGGCAGCUGGCAAGAAGACAAGUAAACAGACUGGGAAAUUCCGCCACCAACAUCAACAAAAAACCUGCCUACAAUGUACUUAGUUUAUGACUUUCUGAAAACAAUGCUCUUGCCUUAAUUUUAAGUGUGAUUUUGGGAUGAUUUGUGCAGAUGUAGGAAUGUCAGCCACCAAGGUCAAUAGUAAAGUGGCUCACAACAUGAAAAAGCCUGACUAAGAUUUUGUUAGAAUCAUAAUUUUUCAUUAUUACAUCAGUUUCAUUAACAGUGUUGUACAAUUUUCUUUGAACCCGGCUCUAGUGUUAAUUUGUAGGGAUAUUUGGAGUAGUAUUGGCUUAUAGAGUCUGCUUUUACCCUCCUCGCAGCUGGUAUCAUAUUCAGGCAUUGGACUGGGGGUGUCUUGAAAACAAAGAACCCUGAGACCCCCUAAAUACCCCCCACUGAAUGACUCUGAACUUUAUUGAUCAGGGUUAGGAAACUGAGUUAAUCAGGUUCCAUUUACUGGUAAGUCAUUACACUGGACAAACUGACCUGAAAGUUGAUUAAAUCAGUUUCUUAACCCCAUUCAAUAAAGUUGAGAGUCAUUCAGCGGGGGAUCUUAGGGGGUCUUAGGGGUCAAGAUGACAAGAUGAUUUAUUAACCUCAGCUCAGUUUUAUACGACAUAAAGGUUAAAUUUAUGUAGGUAUCUAAACACAGUACAACUAAGGAAUACAAGAAAAAUGGUAACAACAAAAUGGAACGCAAGUUGGGAUCAUCCAAAUAGCAAAGGCUAAUCUAGUGGAUGACCCCCUGGGUCUUAGGGGCCUUUAUUUUCAAGACACCCUUUGACUGGUUGUAUUAACAGACUAAGAUUAAACUGUGAAGAAGAUUCAGUAAUACCUUGGGUGUUGUUUUUGUUAAUGAUGUGGCAGUUUGACUUACAGUGUAGGCCAAGCUUACAUGUAAGCCAGAAAAAGUGGCCUCAAAGAUGAAGUUGUUGUACGUGUAAAAGUUUGGCAGAUUAUUAUACAUGACUGAACAUGUACCAUGGUUUUUAAUCAUUCUAUACAGGUGCGACCUCCUGAGAAAAACCAAGCCUCCGGUGUUCACGAGGCUGAUCUUAUGAAGGAAGGAGGCAAACUGGUCAGUUUCCUGUACCCUGCUCAGAAUAAAGACUUGUUAGAUGUGUUAGCAAGGAGAAGAAUCACAGCAUUUGGGGUGGAUUGCAUUCCAAGGAUAAGCCGUGCUCAAUCAUUUGAUGCUCUGAGCUCCAUGGCCAAUAUUGCAGGCUACAAGGCGGUCAUUGAAGCUGCUAAUUUGUUUGGAAGAUUCUUUACUGGACAAAUUACUGCUGCAGGAAAAGUGCCACCUGCAAAGAUCCUUGUUAUAGGUAGGGCAGGGAAAGAGAAGAGAAAAUAACUCCCCUCCCUCAUCUCCUUCUUUCACCCUAGCUCCUACCCUAAGGGUUGCUUUUCUACUAUCCCCAGUCUUCCUCUGUCAAAGAUGAUGGCUACAGCAAUGCAAACACAAACAAGCAGCUUUUGCCUGUCGCCUGUCAAACUGCGAAAGGGCCUCACAUCUGCGCUGAGUAUCCCCUGCAUUCUGUUAACUUUGUCAUAAUCCUGGUUGUUUCUUCUUGUCAAAAUCCAGGUGGUGGAGUAGCUGGCUUAUCAGCCAUUGGUACAGCAAGGAACAUGGGAGCUAUUGUUCGUGGCUACGAUGUAAGGCCAGCUGUAAAAGAACAAGUGCAGUCAUUAGGUGGAGAGUUUCUGGAAGUUACUGGUAUAAAAGAGUCUGGAGAAGGUUAGUGGUUUUUGUGCAAUCACCCAAGAUGUGAAGUCUUUAGUGGUUGCUGACGAGAACUGAAACCACAAGAGGUCUGUAGUAGUAGAGUGAGUGUUGUAAAUGUUUCAAUCUUUGUUCGCUUUUGUCUACCAGGCACUGGUGGUUAUGCUAAGGAAAUGUCUGACGAAUACAAAAAUGCUGAAGCUGCAUUAUUUGCCAAGCAGUGCAAGGAGGUUGAUAUCAUAAUCACGACUGCACUGAUUCCAGGAAAACCGGCCCCGAAACUGAUAACAAAAGAGAUGGUGGAAUCAAUGAAGCCCGGUUCAGUUAUUGUGGACUUGGCAGCCGAGGCUGGUGGAAACUGUGAGGUCACCAAGCCUGGAGAACUGUAUAAUCACAAUGGAGUUAAUGUGAGUCAACUUCAGAGCAGUUAUGAAGGGCUGGGGGUCAGGAAUUCCUCCUGGCCACUAUGAGCUUCACCCUUGGCUGCAUGUACUUUCGUGGGGAAAAAAAAUGAAAAUAGAACCAAAAGAAAUUCCUUGCCUUUUUUUUCCCCACCUUCUGAUUGCAUUUACCUGGUAACUUGCUUUAGUGUAAGAUAUGAUAUUCUUUCUUUGACCUUUAAGUUGACAUUGGUACUUUUAUUCGCCAAGGCAUUUAUUGUACUGUAUGCAUGUUAACUUCAGAGUUUAAUUUUAACCACCAAACUUAAUUUUGGAAUAAUUGUUGUAAACUUAUAAAGUUUCACGAUAAUGAAUUCCAACUGCAGAUAUGUCAAAACAAGCACUGUAGCACAAUCAGCCAUCAGUGCAUGCUAAGAUGUGUGUUGACAUAGAAGCCUUAGGGGUUUAAAAAGCAAGCCUGAUGUAAACAUGAAUAAAGAUUAUUAUUACAUGCCCAUGAGCCAUUUUUAGUCAUUGGUGCAGCAUGUUCUAGAUUUUGAGUCAGUGGGAAUGAGCAAAAAAAGGCAAUGCAAUAAAAAAUGGGCAAGGACUCUCUCUCCCUCUUUUUGCUCUUCCCUUUUCUCUAUGUUGGUCCCCACUCCAGGUGUAUAGUAUGUAACUGAGAACCUUGAACACACAAGCCUGGGUGUGGCACGUGAACCCUUAACCAUUAGAUGGGACCGAACUUUCUGACAGUGAGACAUUUUCUUUUUUAAAUGAUAGAUUAUUGGAUACACCGAUCUUCCCAGUCGUCUCCCAACUCAGUCCAGUACACUCUACGCCAACAACUUGACCAAAUACCUGCUGUCAUUUGGUGAGCGGGGCAAGAAAGAGUUUGUAAUUGACCUGAAGGAUGAUGUCGUCCGUGGAUCUAUUGUGCUUCAAGAUGGCGAGAUGAUGUGGCCACCUCCAGCUAUUGAAAUGCCCCCUCCUGCCCCUGCUAAACCAUCAGGACCUCUUGUCAAACCACCGGAACAGUCGCCAUUCAGUGCUGCAGCCUGGGAAACUGGCCUUACAGCAGGUAGCAAUGUAGGGAUCAUUAUACAUUUCUGGCAAACGGCCCGCCUACCCCUCCCCUAAGGCAAUAUUAACACUUACUUCUCUCAUGGGGCAAAAUGUUGGCGUAGGGAAGGGGUUGGUGGGCAGUUUCCCAGAAAAGUAUAAUGGUCCGAAUCUUGUUUUUCAACCUAAUAGUAAUAACAAUAAUACAAGUUAAGCACCUUCCUCAGAAUCCUGUUUAUUUUUAACAGUGUAAUUGGACUUCUACACAAAACUAGGCUAUUAUGAACAGUCAGGAUUAUAAGGAGGUUCCUUGAUUUCUAAAUACAGGUACCCCAUGGGAGCCCGGUCAUUAGGAUCAAGUGCCGUAGGAAUGUUUCACUUCUUUGACUGCAAACUACUGAUUUCGGGAUUGGCCGAAAUUGCAGAUGAGACUUUGCCAGUGUAGUGUUAAGUUGCACCAUGAGCCUCUUUUGGAGAUGCUAUGGCUCCUUAUAGAUUAUUGCAGGGUUGCACCAGUAACGGAGUCUAAAUUCACCUCCCAAAAGGGUUUCAAAGUGCAGUCCAACACAAUACUGACUCAUGGUCAUCACAACUGUUAACCCUUUAAGCCCUGAGAGUGAUCAGCAUCAAAUUUCUCCUUAUAAUAUCAAUCCUUUGUAAAACAGAGUGAUCAUGAGAAUUAUAGACGUGAUCACACAAGAUGAAUUUGCUUGAUAUUUAUUGAGUCUUAUGUUUCCAUUCCAGGUGGUUUAGGCUCUCUGCUUGGCCUGGGAAUUGUGUCACCAAAUCCUGCCUUUGCUACCAUGGUAACCACCUUCUCUUUAGCUGGAGUGAUUGGAUACAAGGUUGUGUGGGGUGUGACCCCUGCCCUUCAUUCACCACUCAUGUCUGUUACUAAUGCCAUAUCCGGCAUCACUGCCGCAGGGGGGUUGGUGUUGAUGGGAGGAGGGAUGCUGCCUAAUGACACUGCCACCUCUUUAGCUGCCCUAGCGACUCUUGUUUCGUCUAUCAACAUCACUGGUGGAUUUAUCAUCACUAAAAGAAUGUUGGAUAUGUUUAGAAGACCAGGUAAUUUACCUUGGUAUCCUAAGUUUAUUUUUUUUCCUACGGUCAGGAGUUUCAAUAGAAAUUGAAGUAGCCAGCAGGUUUGAAAAAAGUAACCGACUGCAUCAUAGUAAGAGGCUUUUACAUGUAGUACCUUUGUUUUAGAGGGGUCCAGGGGCAUAGGUAAAAAAGGUAAAGACGCACACGAGCUAAAAGCCCAAACGGCCGAAGCUUAUCCCGGUUUCAUCUGAGCAUGAAACACCUACAAUUGUAGGAGUAUUGCUGCUCCUCCUGCUAGUCCAUCGCAGGGUUACCCCUCAGCAGUUUGUCGCCGGUACCCAUUUAUGCACCUGGGUGAAGGGAGACAAGGUGGAGUAAAGUUCCUUGUCAAAGGAAACAACGCGACGGGCGAGUCUUGAACCUACAAAUCCUGAGUUCGAAGUGUUAACCACUCGGCCGCACACCCUUUCACAUGCUCCCCUAGAAAAUUUAGAAAAUUUCAAUGCCCUAAAGUGCAAUUUCCAGCGUUCUGGGCACUAAAUUGAGUACAAAAGAUAAUGCAUUUUCGAUCCCUUUGGACAAGUAAUGCACGAUAAGUGCCAAAAUUUUCUAAAAUAUUUAAAUCUGAAGCAAAAAAGUCUGUCUAGGUCCAGCAAAUUAAAUCUUAAUUUUUAAGACGGAAUCUGUCAUUAAUUUAAUACUCUAUUUCCAGCUUCCAAUUUAGGGGAAAAAAGUAACCCGGUAGCCGACAUGUUUUGUCGGUCGUCGGUGCUUAUUGAAAGCCCUGUAACGGUAGUCGCAAUGUAGAUUUUAUCGGUCAAAUCGAAGUUUCAACAUCCCCCGAGGUUACCCUUGGUUAUUUGACACCUUUGCUUUCCCGAGGUGAUCGAGCGGUCUUUUGGCCUGGGGAGGGGACAAUUUUAACACUAAGUGUAAUUUUCCAAAAAUUCAAAUGUCAGAGGGGCUGACGGCAGGUGGAUGUUGAAGCUUUGAUUUGUAAGUCACGCAAGUGUGGUAUUGAGAGAAUUAUACGAAAUAUUAAAGAACACAUGCUAACGCCACAUGCUAUUCAGCUUAGUAGAAAAAAGCUAAGAUGUUUAAAACUUAAUAUUGCGCCCGCACUUUUGGUUGAAACUUUAAAUGUCUGCCGUCGCUGUUUUUGGAGGAAAGAGCUUUUCUUCAAACGGUUAUAUACGUUGUUCGAACGUUAGUUAGACCUGUGAAAGGCAAGAAAACACCAUGAAAAGAGUGUAAACUGUCAAUUGUAAUGAAUAAAAACGAAAUGUAACGACGACAAUGUUUUUGUUCCAGGGGACCCCCCUGAGUACACCUACCUGUAUGCCAUCCCUGGAGCAGCUGUGUUAGGUGGUUAUGCCGCCGCUAAGAUGGCUGGAUAUCCAGAUAUUGAUCAGAUGGCUUACCUUGCCUCCUCGCUUUGCUGUGUUGGAGCACUAGCUGGACUCUCAACCCAAACAUCCAGCAGGCAAGGGAAUGCUCUCGGUAAGCGAGUUUUUUUUUUCAGUCCGAAAAACGCGAAAUAAAAUCUGGGCUGUAGUUUGACUCACAGAAUAGAGAAGGCAUGGGCAGCUUGUGGGCUUUAAGGCAAGCCACAACAUAAUUAUAGCAUGAAAAGUAGUGAAGCAUGUUCCUUGUUCUACAGUUCAGGAAGUGAAAGUUUCAUGAGCGUCUUUUUAUCUCAAACUUAAAAGAAAGCAAUUAAUCUAUCUUCUUUGAGCGAUUACAACUGCCAUGGUUAUGUCUUCAUUUAAAUUUGCAUUUCCGCAAUUCAUCAUCUCCAUUCCAUGCGUCAUUCCUUUCACGGUUUAAGACUAACUCAACAAACUGGCUUGCUCCCAAUGUAUGGGUCUUCAUAGCUCAAUCGGUAGAGUACUGCAGCGCUAGCUCGGAAGUCGUGGGUGCAAAUCCCCUUUUAGCCCCGGGCUAAUUUGAAAUGUUUUAGACUACGAUUAAUACAACCGCCGUGAUCACAUCUUCAUUGAAAUUUGCAUUUCCGCAUUUCACAUCGUCUCCGUUCGCAUGUCUCAGUCAGUUUGCAAUGCAAUUUUUGUGUUGUAGGAAUCAUCGGCAUCGGUACUGGCAUGACAGCCACUAUAGGGGCGCUGGCACCAUCUCACGAUGUCCUGACGCAGAUGGCAGCCAUGAUGGGGGUGGGAGGCACCAUUGGGGCCAUCAUCUCCAGUCGCAUCGCUGUCAGUGACCUGCCUCAGCUGGUAGCAGCCUUCCAUAGCUUUGUCGGUCUAGCUGCUGUACUCACUGCCAUCGCUAAGUACCUCGCCGAUGUUGACCUUUUUCCUGAGGAUCCCGCUGGAAACGUCCAUAAAGCAGCAAUCUUCCUCGGCACCUUUAUUGGUGGAGUGACCUUUACAGGGUCUCUGGUGGCGUUUGGAAAGCUCCAUGGCUUGCUGGACUCCAAGGCGCUGAAUCUACCGAUGAAGAACCAGCUGAAUAUUGGCAUGGCAUUGGCCAAUGUUGGAGCGAUGGGCUGGUUCAUGGCUUCUGACAGUGCCGCAGUAGGGAUACCAAUGUUGGGUAAGCACUGGCUCGUUCAUAUCAAUAAAGAAAGGACGCUGUAUUCCAUCGCAUAGACGCUUUUUUUAUCCUAGCUUCCGCCGGAACCCUUUGUGUAGGAGGCUUUCCCAGUGCUGUUCUUGGUCUUGCUGAAUAAUAUUCACGUGCUAUGCACGUGCUAUGUGCUUCUGAAAUUAUUCCCCAAUGGCGCGUGCUCUCAUUGGCUACUUCUUGAACACGUGACAUUUAGCAAUGAAACCGUUACCCGCCAAAAUCCUGUGAGCAGGCCGCACGACAAAAGCUAUGACAUCAGAGGGAAAGAGUGCGCUAUUACCCGCGAUUGUUGGCUGCAACUCUGUAAUUAUACCGUCUAUGUUUUUAUAGCGCUAUAACAGCCUGCAGAAUAAGCGCUAUUUUUUUCGCAUGCUUUAGGCUAGGUCGAAGCGGACGUGGAGCAUGAGAGUCACCAGACACGCGCGACGGGUCGUAAUUGCCUGAAAAAUAGUGCUAUUUAACCAGUUAACGAAAUGCAAUGAAGUGGGCCCCGAUACUCCCCAGAAACAUUAAGAUUCUCGGGAAGCUUAAGUUUUCCACAAGAAUAAUAGAAAGUUUUACGUUUAUGCGUGUGUGCAAUGAGGAUUCUACAACCACGAAUAAGAACUGCUGUUGUGGUUUGCAGGUACCACAGCCGCUUUGUCUUCCAUCAUGGGUGUUCACAUGACAGCGUCGAUCGGUGGAGCUGACAUGCCUGUGGUUAUCACCGUUCUUAACAGUUACAGUGGUUGGGCUCUCUGUGCAGAGGGAUUCAUGUUGAAUAACGAUUUGCUCACUAUCGUGGGAGCUCUGGUUGGCUUCUCUGGAGGCAUUCUGUCUUACAUCAUGUGCAAGGCUAUGAAUCGGUCCCUGGCCAAUGUCCUGUUUGGUGGAUACGGCACGUUAUCUACUGGUAAGUCAAUAAAUGUGGUGUUAUAUGCGACAGCCACAAACGCACUUUAAUUGGUUCAAAGCCCGGCCGGACCAGCAGUCAUUCAGAGUCUUUAAAUAACUUUGGAGAAAGUGCUGCCUUUGUAAAGACAUCUGCAUACGGUCAGACUUUCUAGUCUUCUCGGAUAAGGAUGACAAACCGUAGGCCCCGCCUCACGACCCUUGCACGUAUAGAUUCUGUGGGACGUUAAAGAACCCACACACUGUUUGUAAAGGGUAGGGGACGUAGUCCCCGGAUAUGUUUUCUAUUAUGGGGGGAGGGGACUGUUACCGGCCCCCAGUAAUUAGCGUCUUGCGCUGUUGAGCUAACUCUGCCACGAAUUGGCGAAUCUAAGUAACGUUUUCCCGUUAGAAUAUUGUUCGACCUGUAAUAGCUAACCAUUGUAUCUGGUACAAGUUCGUCUCGAAAUGUUACGAGAGCCGACUGAGACAAAUGGCGCAGAAUAUUGCACCAAAAUACCUUAACCCAACCAGUCUGAAAUUCGCAGUAGCUUUUUUUUAUUUUGAAUUGUUUAUUUAGAAUGGAAAUUGUACAAGAAUACUUCUUAUUGAAGUAGAAUUUAAAUUUCAAUGUAAACUGAAGGUGACUGGAAAAACCCCUUGACAAAGUUUUUUUGUAAAAUAAAUACACUCUCUUUAACUGCAGCACUUUUAAAGGCCGAUCUUUUUCAUCUUUGUAUCGACUCAGCAAUUUCUCCGUCCUCCUUUUCCACUGGAUUUAUCGGCCGUUCUUUUUCGUCUCUUUCCGUGAGUGCUCUCGUUUUGUCCACAGGCUACGCUGUUCGCUUUCCUUGUACGUCUCCUCGUUUCCUCUCCCCUCCCCACCCCUGAUGUUCCCUCGGAUGGUUGCUUGGUCUUUUUCUGAAGCACCACGUGACCCACCAUUGCGCUUGCGCCUUCUCCCGAUCGCUUGGAAGCUCUGGACAGGUGACGUCGUCUCAGCACUGUGGGCUCAAAAGUUUCCGGUUUUAGCCGGUAACAGUCGGCGCUGUAGGACUUAUACAAGCCACUUGAUUGACCAGCGUUUGGCGCCAAAACUAUCGGCGGAUCGGGCAGCGGCUUGAGUGUAAAUACUGACGUGGAGUUGUGUCCAACGCUAGAGCCUUGCUCGUGCAACGACUCCUCGAAGAGGAAUUGCAGCGACGAUUUUUGGCCUAAUUCGCUUUCGUCCGUUUUCAUUGAACAGUCGGAGUCGUCUUUUUUUUCGCCUUCGUUGGGUUGACCUUGCGCGAAGAGAAUUUCAAGCGAUGACUUCUCGCUAUCGUCUGAUGGCUUAUCCGCGCACAAAUUGCCAAGUGAAGCCACGUUCGAGUCCGAAUUCUCAUUUUGCGAAGAUUGGUCUUGGCUAGAAUCUUUCUCGUUUCUACUUCCGCUAACGUCUGGUUCUGGUUUGUUUUCCUCAAACAAGGCUUGCAACGAGGAAGCGCGUUCGUCUUGUAAACUGCUUCCUUCCUCUUGGCGACGAUCAUUGGAGAUUUCUUCAACCAAAACCCAGUCAUCUUCUAUGAUCUUUGAGUCAUCAAAAGACACUUGUUCGUUGUUGGUUUCAUCUGGCAGUUCCUCUCCUGCGCCCCACACUAAAUUUGAGAGUGAAGAAAACAUUCUUGCUAAAAUAAUUACAUAGGUUGCGAGGUCAUGGACUGCGAUAUUUCUGCGAUGGUGACGUCACUAAUUAUUCGUGUUUGUGACGCGCGAGGUUCAGUGAUGCUAAUUGAGUUCGAAGAACAAGAAAUCUCGUUAUUCUGGUAAGGUCCUGUGACAUCGUGGUUGUCCUGUGAAUGCAAUGAAAAAUGUCGUUUAUCUUUUGUCGCCUUCCAAUAGUACGUCACAAACUCGUUCCUGUAAUCUGCGCGCGACUCUGAUACUGUGUAUUAAUGUACGAACGGUAGCUUCAAAGUAUUAGAGAGAUGUAGAGUCACUUUUAUGGCAAACGUGUGUUUGUAUCACGUGACCGAGUUUUCCCUUAAUUUCCGCUCUACUGUUCAUUAUUUCUGCCCCAAAAUUAGUAGCUUCACGUUAGUUUAGUUAAAUUGACUUUUGGGUUAGCACAUGCUAAUUAAAGCUUGCCCAAAUGGCAACUUGUAAACUGACUUUCCUUGCACUCUGUGUUGUUGCCUUUUUAAAUUUCAUCUCUUUUGCUUGAUUUAGAAGUUUCGGGACGGACAUAUUUUUUUUUUUCGAGACGCUGUAUUUUGGUUUGUUUGUUAUAGCACCUAAAGAUGCCAAAGGCACUAAAGAGAAGGUCGUAAGAACUCACACGGAAGUCACCGCAGAUGGCGCCGUGGAUAUGAUCACCGGUUCCAAGAAUGUCAUCAUCACACCUGGUUAUGGACUGGCCGUAGCUAAAGCGCAGUAUGCAAUUGCUGAUAUGGUCCAGACCCUGAAGGAUAAGGGACUUAACGUGCGAUUCGGGAUCCAUCCCGUUGCGGGACGUAUGCCGGGACAGCUAAACGUCUUGCUUGGUGAGUUUACGGCACAUUGAAAACGUGUACUGCCCAAGCUUCUUUUCUCUCGGGUUGCUUAUACACUUAAUUGGCUCUUUAAGCUAUAAACGUUUGUCCUUUGUGGUUUUGAAAACAUUGACUGCAUGGAAACUAUAGUUUGGCCAAGUUUCAAAGAUAAUGUACUUCUUAUAUGUGUUCGCAAAUGUACAGGCAAUAUAGCCCUGAAUUUGUUACUAGCAAUCAGAGUUAAUUUUAUUCCAGAGGUAAAUACUGACUGUUUUUUUUAAUUUUACACAUCGUUGCAGCCGAGGCAGGAGUACCUUAUGAUAUUGUGCUUGAAAUGGAUGAAAUCAACGAUGACUUCCCUGAAACUGAUCUCGCGUUGGUUAUUGGUGCUAACGACACAGUGAACUCCGCAGCCCAAGACGAUCCUACUUCUGUGAUCGCGGGCAUGCCUGUCCUCGAAGUUUGGAAGGCAAAACAGGCAAGGCUACUAUUUAUUUUUAUGAUUUAACAUUUUUGCGUCUUAAACGACGAACUAAAAGAAUUUUGCCGAUAUUCAGCCACUUUGACGUUUUUUCGUCUGCCUCUCAUGAGUCAGGAUGAUUACUAAAACGAUUCCAGAAGUUUUCAUGGGGGAAGAUGAUACCCAGACUCUUGGGGUGGAAUGUGCAGUUGAACUUCAAUCAGUCCGUGAAAAUUUUUUGGGUUGGUUGCGAUGUACUGGUACGUUGCCAGAGCCUUAAUGAACUGUUUGAUGACAAGUGUAUUUUAAUCUGGCAUUAUUUUACUUCAACCAACAGAAUACAACACGAUGUUGUUUUCUUGUGCAAAUUAGGGCUAUUUUCAAGUUUCCUCAGACUUCAUUGAGAUUACUAAAUUUGAAUAACAAAUUAGAAACGACAUGAAUCCUGGUUGUUGUGGUAUGGGGACACCAUGGUAAAAAUAGGCUAGUCUAACUGGAGAGACUUACCGCACCUUUUCACGACUAACGAGUUUUGAUAGAAAUCUUACCGUUUGCUAGAUUGUUGUUUUCUCCGCUUGCAUUCCACUGUUGACGCCAAAGGUUCUCAUUGGUCAGGGAAUGUCAAACCAUAGAAACAAGGCCGUAGCAACGGGGUGUAUGUGUAAACAGUAGUCGUGUGCUGGGGCUCACUGUAAAUCUAAGAGAGAUUCUGUUUGAUUGACAGGUGAUCGUGAUGAAGCGUACGCUGGGCACAGGUUACGCUGACGUGGAUAACCCUGUGUUCUACAACGAAAACACUUCAAUGUUGCUAGGAGACGCCAAGACCAUGUGUGAUGCACUUCUUAACAAAGUCAGGGAGCAUUAUGGCAGUUAACGAAUGUCUGGUCAAAGGCGUGCAUAAUCAAUUAAGUCGAAUGCGAACAGUUUGUGUCUGACACCAAAGAAUGAAUCCUCUGUUUUAGAGUCGUUUUUUCCAAUUUUGUAUAUCUAUUUUAGUAAGUCAACAAAACGAAAAUGUCACUUUUCUAGAAUUGUUACAAAUUCACCUCCCAAGAUCUGCGAUUGUCUGAGUAUUUCUGCUCUAUUUAUUGGAAGCUUUAAACUCGAUUGCAACAUUUUCUUCGGAAAAGAAAGCCUUAUCCAGGAAAAAAGCCGGAGACCUGCCAACUAACAGAAACUGGCAGAAACUUACUUUUUUAUUUUUGAUUGUAACGCCGGUUAUAGUUUUAUCUUCUUCAUUUCUUCGUGGGUUAGGAAGGGCAGUAUUUUCCGUACUUUGGUCAACGUUAUCUUUGGUUGUUUUCAUUACUAUUAGAUAGCUCUUCAUUUGUUUGAGGUCAAUAUCCAGAAAUGAAAUCUAGUUUACCUAGGAUUCCUCACACACUCAGGUCUCGGAUUGUCUUGCGUGCGUAGCAAGCAUUUCCGCGCUAGUUCGUCGGGAAAGUUGGGACGAGAGCUCUAACUUUCGCGCAAUAACUCGAUUGGAAACGCUUGCUACGCGGGCUACGGAUUGUCCUUAUAAAAGCUAGCGUUUCCGGCUUUUUAAAACAGAUCUAAACUGUCUUUUCUUGGGACAAAUGUUCCAAAAGUCAUUCCUGGAAUGAGUAAAUUGUUCUUUGAACGUGAAGUUCUCUUCAUAUUGUAGUGUGCUAAAGCAUCUCAGUGUGUAUGUUAAAGAAACAGGUUUCUUCAGUCGAGGUACACAUGUAUUUUUCUGCGGAGAUCUAAAAAGUA
Molecule: messenger RNA, 16269 nt
Organism: Porites lobata
Lineage: Eukaryota; Metazoa; Cnidaria; Anthozoa; Scleractinia; Poritidae
Source: the annotation of a GenBank genome assembly